AUGGCUUUGACUACAGCAAGUCUCCUCGCUUUGGGCGUCAUCUCAAGGUACCUUGAUCUUGUCCUCCCUGUCAGAAAGUUGCUAACACUUGAANNUAGCUCUUCAGGCCACAUUAUUCCGGUCCCGAACCCUCAAACAUGCGGUAAUGUUCAGAAUGGCUACCAAUGCCAACCUCAGAUCAGCCACUACUGGGGUCAAUACUCUCCAUACUUCUCCGUCCCAUCAGAGAUUCCUGCAAACGUCCCUCUCACAUGCUCGGUCACAUUCGCACAAAUUCUGUCGAGACACGGAGCUAGAGAUCCCACGGCUUCCAAGACUGCAAAGUAUAACGCAACCAUCACUAAGAUCAAGAAGAAUGUGGCCAACUUCACUGGCAAAUAUGCUUUCCUCGAUGACUACGAAUACACUCUCGGCGCAGACCAAUUGACAGAUUUUGGAAGGCAACAAAUGGAAAACUCUGGCGUAAAGUACUACCAGCGUUACGCGGACCUUGCUCGCAAGGAAGUUCCNUUUGUUCGCUCGUCUGGUGAGGCUCGUGUUGUAGAGUCUGCACAAAAGUGGGUGGAUGGAUUCACUCAGACCAAAACUGCAGACUGGUGGGCCAACAAACAGUACCCCUCUGUCGAUGUGGUCAUUAGUGAGGCUGCUGGCAGCAACAACACAUUGAACCAUGAUCUAUGCACCAGCUUUGAAGAUGGGCCUGACUCGAAUAUCGCUGAUGCCGCUCAAAAGACUUGGACAAACGUCUUUGUUCCCGCCAUCCAGAAGAGGAUCAACGCCGAUCUUGCUGGAGCAAAUCUUACGUCAACAGAAAUCAUCUACCUGAUGGAUUUGUGUCCUUUCAACACUGUUGCUUCGGCCACGGGUGCAAUCUCGCCCUUCUGCUCACUGUUCACAGAGACGGAGUGGCAAGAUUAUGGAUACUACGAAUCCCUGAACAAAUUCUACGGUUACGGAGCUGGAAACCCUCUCGGACCCACUCAAGGUGUUGGCUUCACGAACGAGCUCAUUGCCCGUCUCACAAAGAAGCCAGUCGUGGACAGUACGUCGACCAACCGUACUCUGGAUAGCAAUGCCACGACUUUCCCCCUCGACCGUGCGUUGUACGCAGACUUUAGUCACGACAACGACAUGACUGCCAUAUUCUUUGCGAUAGGUCUCUACAACAGCACUUCUGCCCUCUCUAACACGACACUCGAGACAGCACAGCAGACCAAUGGAUACUCAGCAGCGUACACUGUUCCAUUCGCUGCCAGAGCUUACAUUGAGAAGCUGCAAUGUCUUGGACACAGAGAGGAGUUGGUCAGAGUGAUUGUCAACGACCGCGUCAUUCCUCUGCGUACAUGUGGUGCCGAUCUUUUGGGAAGAUGCACACUUGGUGAUUUUGUUGAUAGCUUGUCUUUCGCACGCAGUGGCGGUGGUUGGGCGACAUGUUCUGCUUAG
Aureobasidium vineae is the source of this 1443-nucleotide messenger RNA. The record is from the annotation of a GenBank genome assembly. Lineage: Eukaryota; Fungi; Ascomycota; Dothideomycetes; Dothideales; Saccotheciaceae.